UGAAGGGCGCAGCAACACGCGUAUUGGGGAACUGCUUACUGAAGUGCUGGACACAAAAUCGUAUCAAAAGACGUUGGAAAACCGUUUGGGGCGCCAAGAAUUUCGUGUGGAAAAGUUUGCUGGCCGGGACCAUGCAGUUCAAAACUUGACCGGGCUGCCGUCGUAUUUAGCGUUGUCAACGAUUUACGGUGCCGUCUUUGGUGGCAAUAACCCAGAAUUGUUAGACACAAUAAUGAUUAAAAAAAGAUCGGGAAGAAAUCCGUACCCGGACCGCUCAAAGCAAUCUGGUAAUCCACUGGCCUUGAAUUAUUUUAAUCAGUGUUUUCUGACACUGAUGAAGCUGCGCACUGGGAUGACAUACGAAGUGCUUGGAGCGAUUUUUGGAAUUGAUUCUCGAACAGUUGGGGAGUAUUAUAACUGUUGGUUGGAAGUUAUGGACGAGCGGAUGAUGGCAGUGUUUCGUCAGUUUCCAUAUCGUAAUGUCGAUCCUUUGCCCCUGCCAGCUAAAAUUGCUGCCCUUUUCCCAAAGAUAACUAUGAUUGUGGAUUGUUUUGAGAUUAAAAUUGAGAAACCAAAAAACCCAGAUGCUGCACGAAAAUGCUGGUCCAGUUAUAAGAAGAGCUAUACAAUAAAGCUUCUGGUCGGCUGCGAGGCCGACGGUAAUCCCUGUUUUUUGUCCCAUCCGUACCAAGGAUCGAUUUCUGAUCCUGCCAUCGUGAAAGCAUCUGAGCUCUUGCAGAAGUUAACAUUUGGCGAUGUAGUUCUUGCAGAACGCGGUUUCCAGCUUACUGAAAUUGCCCGUAAUUUAGGAUUUCAGUGGAUUGUGCCGCCGAGCGUUGGAAAAAAUGAGAAUAUGUCUGCUGAGAAGCUGAAAGAUACAGCCGAGAUCGCUAGAGCCAGAAUAGUGGUGGAGAAUACGAUUGGUCGUGCCAAAACGUUUAAUCAAAUAAGGGGACCGCUUCGGAUAACUGAUCUUCAACGUAUUGACACCGAAGUCCGGGUUGUUUUUAAUUUAUGUAAAUUUCUACCACCGCUACGAGUAUGCGAAAACGAUGAAUUAAUCGACGAAAAUGGUGACACGUUUGACUUAAUCAGCGAGGAGGACGAAGAAAUGAGCACCGAGCUGUUGGCCCAGCUGACGCUGGAUCGCCUGUUGCUUAUCGAAUGCCCGGAUGGCUCCUAUGAACCACUUCCUUAA
Molecule: messenger RNA, 1198 nt
Organism: Paramacrobiotus metropolitanus
Lineage: Eukaryota; Metazoa; Tardigrada; Eutardigrada; Parachela; Macrobiotidae
Exons: 2
Coding region: 233-1198 (321 amino acids)
Source: RefSeq, a predicted model, not a curated record